AUGCAACAAGUGUCGCCGCUGAAGAGUCACGUAGGCGCAACGGCGGGUCGCUCUCCCGUGAGAUAUUCGUGCUCGCGCAGGUCGUUGCGGCCAUGUUGCAUACCUGAGGCGAGUGAGCGCGCGAGUCUGCGCGAACGGGACACAGCGACCGCUCCAGGCGGACGUUAUCUUUUGCCCAAAAGGAAAAAACCCUGCGAUGUUGAUAUCGCUGUCAUGACCAGUAUGGGGCGGUGGCACGUGGUGCUGGCUGCGGUGGCGCUGCUCACCGGCGCGGGCGCUGGCGCCGCCGCCGAACAGAUGCAGUCUCGUGCCGUCGACACCGGUGUCGAUCUUCGAAUAGCUGAAGCUCAGCCAGUGGGGACUACCUUUGGGAGGAUACCAGUUAAGCCCGGGUUCACAUAUCGCUUCAAUGAACCACCAAAAGAAUUCGUACUUGAUCCGAUUUCAGGUGAAAUAAAAAGUAAUGUCGUGUUGGAUAGAGAAAGUGUCGACCGUUACGCUUUUGUUGUACUAUCCAGUCAACCGACUUAUCCGAUAGAAGUGCGAAUUAGAGUUACAGACGUUAAUGACAAUUACCCAGAGUUUCCUGAGCCAAGCAUUGCUGUUGCGUUUUCUGAAAGUGCCGCAGCAGGGACAAAAUUACUUUUGGACGCGGCUACUGAUAAAGAUUUGGGUGAAAAUGGUAUCGCUAAUGAUUAUAGGAUAGUUGAAGGAGACAAUGAAGGGAAAUUUCGUUUAAAUGUCACUCUACUGAUGAAGAUACCGGAG
Molecule: messenger RNA, 768 nt
Organism: Iphiclides podalirius (scarce swallowtail)
Lineage: Eukaryota; Metazoa; Arthropoda; Insecta; Lepidoptera; Papilionidae
Source: the annotation of a GenBank genome assembly